AUGCACGACUCCCAAACCGACGCAACGAUCCUCCUGUGGGUCCUGAACCGGCACAGCAGGUUUGUUGAUGUGUCCGACAAAGACAUGAGACAGCUGAUCAAGAGCGGCCUAGUCCCGGCGAUCGUUUCAUCGCUGGCACACACCCAGGACCAGGUCAAGGUGGCAGCUUUGGAGGUCAUCCACAACCUUUUUCGGACGUGGGAUCUUGAGUACGACGUGGGAAGUCUUGUGCUACGCUGCGGAAUCCUUUCGCACUAUGGAGCGCUGUUGAGCCAUCCGAACGACGCUGUUCGGAGCGAGGCACUACAUGUUCUAACAUUCGUUUGUAUCUCUGAACGCUGGCUUGUUCGGGAGAUUAUCACCGAGGGCAUACUGGGCAGGGUUGUCGACCUGCUGCGCAAUGAUCCUUUGACCCACGAUGAGGCUGUCUAUACACUCUCCCAGAUUGUUCGCAAAGCGUCUCCAGUUCAACUCCUGGAGCUGAUCAAGCAUGGGGCCAUUACGCUACUGCUUGAGGAGCUAGAUUCCGACGGACGUGUUUCUAAAUAUGAAAUACUAAUGGAUAUCGGCGCAAUGUUGAACCAUAGUGAACCUUACACCGCGGACAUCACAAGCAUCAUUCGAGAGUGCGGCGGGCUAGCUUCGAUCGUGCACUUGGCAGGUCACGGAGACGAGUGGGAAGGCGACGAAGCUAAGGAAAUCAUUGCGAAAUUCUUUCCUUCAGCGCAAAAUGAAGCUGACUAA
Culex pipiens pallens (northern house mosquito) is the source of this 744-nucleotide messenger RNA. Its product is annotated as importin subunit alpha-3-like. Gene Ontology annotation, molecular function: nuclear import signal receptor activity. NCBI's taxonomy places the organism in Eukaryota, Metazoa, Arthropoda, Insecta, Diptera, Culicidae. The record is from RefSeq and is a predicted model, not a curated record. Bases 1 to 744 code for a protein of 247 amino acids. Gene Ontology annotation, biological process: NLS-bearing protein import into nucleus. The transcript has a single exon. Gene Ontology annotation, cellular component: nucleus.